UUGAAAGGGAAGUGGAUGAAGAAGUUUCCGCCUGAACUUCUUGUUUAAACAACGACCUUGCCAUGGCAACAGCGCGAUUUUGUGUCUUAUUUAUCAUCCUCGCCGUGGCUUUAGCGGAAGAUGCUAAAGUAAAACACAAAACUGCUCCAAAACCUGUCCGUUUAUUCACCGAGGAGGAGCUGCAGAGAUACGACGGCAGCGAGGUAAACUGUUGGAGAAAUAAAAUCCCGGCAUGUGCUGCUGAAAAUGAACUCGCGUGUCUACUUGAGGGCCAGCCUAUUUAUAUGGCAGUAAAAGGGGUUGUGUUUGAUGUCACCAAGGGAAAAGAGUUUUAUGGAAAAGAUGCUCCAUAUAAUGCGCUGGUAGGUAAGGACUCCACUCGAGCUGUGGCCAAGAUGUCACUGGACCCCGCAGACUUGACAUCAGACACUACAGGCCUCACUGAAGAGCAGCUAAAGUCUCUGGACAGUAUAUUUGAAGGCACCUACAAAGCCAAGUAUCCCAUUGUGGGUUACACAGCAUCCCGUAUCCUGAACGAGGAUGGAAGUCCCAACAAAGACUUCAAACCCGAGGACCAGCCUCAUUUUCAAAUCAAAGAUGAAUUUUAAUGUAAUUUCAUGUGGUCACUUUACUUGACAAGAAUCGCGAUGAAGAAGUUUGAUACAUGUGCAAUAAUAGGAGAAGCAUUAUCCUGUUGACUCAAGAUUGAGAAUUAAAUAGCGCUUUAAUAGCUUUGACCAGUUUACGGUGCACCAACUACUUUAAUACCUGUUGUAUCAUCUGACUAAGAUAAAAAGCGGGGACUUUGGAGUAAGAGUAUGCAGAUAGUUAACGGUCUCCCGGAGACACAUUUAAAGAAGUUUAAGCACAGAUCAAGAUGCCUCCUGCUCCUCUCACAGUGCUCUAAGCCAUUUAAUUUCAUACUCUAAACAUUAGGAGCUCAAAGAUCCUUCCAAACUUAAAAUAAUCUUCAUGCACUGUAGCUGCAGUGUUUUGUUUUAUUUUUAUAAAUGAGAGACUGUAGCUGAUUAUUUUUGUCACUAAUCAAUUCAUUUUUUGAACUCUGUAUUUUACUGUGAAACUAAAUGAAUUAUGUGAAUGACUCAGUGGAAUAUUUAUGUUUAGGAAACAAUAAAUCUGCAGCUUUGUUAGUGUUCAUCGGUCCACAUGUAUUCAACUUGUUCGUCUACAAUUCUCAUUAAAGUCUGAAAAUGUU
Molecule: messenger RNA, 1216 nt
Organism: Maylandia zebra (zebra mbuna)
Lineage: Eukaryota; Metazoa; Chordata; Actinopteri; Cichliformes; Cichlidae
Source: RefSeq, a predicted model, not a curated record